Molecule: messenger RNA, 1464 nt
Organism: Vanderwaltozyma polyspora DSM 70294
Lineage: Eukaryota; Fungi; Ascomycota; Saccharomycetes; Saccharomycetales; Saccharomycetaceae
Gene: PUT1
Product: proline dehydrogenase
Exons: 1
Coding region: 1-1464 (487 amino acids)
Cellular component (GO): mitochondrion
Molecular function (GO): FAD binding; proline dehydrogenase activity
Source: RefSeq, a predicted model, not a curated record
AUGCUGGCAAAAUAUGGUUUUAGCAAGUUAGGACGGUUGCCAAAAGGUAGUUACGUCAGUUGGUGUAGAUUAGGGAUGAUUAGUCGUGGUUACGUGUCUCAAACGAACAAGACUAAUACUGCUGUUAGGUCUGUGGAAUUUUUGAAUGAUUCUUUGAUGCCUGAUGACCAGCAUCAUCACAGUAGUGAUAGUAAGAACGUUCAUUAUAAGCCUCCAAGUACUGUAGAGUAUUUACAGACUUUGACAAAGCCAGAAUUGUUGUCAUUGGGCUGUAUUGGGUUGGUUAGCAGUAGCAAACUAACAUUAGAUGCUGCCAUUAUGAUGUUUCCAUAUGUCCCUAUGCCAUUGAUUAAAAUCAUGGUGUCUUCAUUGUAUUGUGGUGGUUCCACUAUGGAAGAGGUUAGAGAUUGCGGGAAAAUAUUGCAGGAUAGGGGCAUCUCAAACAUGAUGUUAUCCUUGACGAUUGAAGAUUCCGAGGGGACUAAAGAUAUCGAUAUUGAUUUUAUUGUUAACGAGACUAUCAAAUCUAUACAUGAAAUUUUGAAACCAAAUAUUUUGAGUCAAUUGGAGGCUGCUGCUGAUGUCAAUUCAGUUGUCCCAGGCUAUAUUGCUUUAAAACCUUCUGCAUUGGUUUCUAAUCCUAGUCAAGUGUUUUUGAAUUUCAAUAACCCAGAUUGGAAGGCACAACGUGAUGUUUUGAUAGAUAAUUGCACUAAAAUCACGCAAGCUGUUUACGAUCUGAACCAAGAGUUAUUAAAGAAGUAUCCUCAAAGAGUAUCACCUUUCUUCGUAUCAACUAUCGAUGCUGAGAAAUACAAUUUCCAGACUAAAGCUGUUUAUGAGUUGCAACGUAUUUUAUUCAAGAAGUUCAACCCGGUCUCCUCGCCAAUUAUCUCCUGUGUAGGGACUUGGCAAUUGUAUUUAACUGAUUCUGGGAAACAAAUUGACCAGGAAUACAAACUGGCUCAAGAAGGCAACUAUAGGUUAGGUAUGAAAUUGGUUCGUGGAGCCUAUAUCCAUACAGAACCAAACCGUGAUGCGGUGAUCCUUCCCUCAAAAGAGGCCACUGAUAUCAAUUACAAUACCAUAAUGUCAAAGGUAAUUAAUGACUUAUUGAUAAAGGGAUCGAAAUCAUCGUAUGGUCACUUGGUAGUAGCCUCACAUAAUUAUGAUUCCCAAAUGUUAGCUACAGAUUUGCUAACUCAAGGAGGUUCUAAUUAUGGGAAAGCAAAUGUGACUUUAGCUCAAUUGCUAGGCAUGGCUGACAAUGUCACCUACGACUUGAUAACUCACCAUAACGUGAAGAAUAUCAUCAAAUAUGUUCCUUGGGGUCCUCCAUUAGAGACCAAGGAUUAUUUGUUGAGGAGAUUACAAGAAAAUGGUGAUGCUGUCCGUAGUGAUAAUGGCUGGCCAUUGGUAAAGGCAGUUUUCAAAACUUUAUUCACAAGAAAGAAAACUGCAUAA